Molecule: messenger RNA, 672 nt
Organism: Vicia faba (fava bean)
Lineage: Eukaryota; Viridiplantae; Streptophyta; Magnoliopsida; Fabales; Fabaceae
Source: the annotation of a GenBank genome assembly
AUGAAUUUUGUGUUGAGGCAUCAUGUGGGACAAGAUGUUUCAGCAUGUGUGCGCAAUAUCUGGCCUCAGUAUGCAGACAUAGACUUGAUUCUUAUUCUGAUCAAGAUGGAGAAUGCCAUAGAAGGAGGAGCAGUUCAUCAACCAAAGAUUAUUUAUGGUGAUAAGAAUCCUCCAAUGAUUGUUGACAACUGUAAAGAUUCUGAAGACCAAGUAGAUUAUGAUACUGAAGAAAAUCUCAAGCUUGGGAAUGUCGAUGGUCCGGAUGGAGGUCCUCCCAACAUUGAACAUGAUAUUGUGUUUGGUGAAGCUAAAAUUGGGGUUCCUCUUAGUGUGUUGAAUUUCAGCUAUAAGAUGUAUGCCAGGAAACAUGUACUAGACAUUGCUCUCCAUAGUAUUCCAUAUUUUGAAAAUUUUGAUCUAGCUGUUGGUGGAAAUGUGAUUAAUGUUCCACUCAUGUAUGGACCUAUAACAAACCAUUAUCUCAUUCAAAAGAAUUUUGUUGAUGAGACCCAGGAAAGUCAAGAUGUUAAUAAAGACGUGUCAAACAUCAUGCCCGACAUGUUGGAGAUAGAGUCUCAAAUUCAUAAGGAGAAUGAUGAUGUGAUCCUUGAGAAUAAUUCUGUGAGUGAUGAUGAUCAUGUCCAUGAAGAUGUUAAGAUGUUACUAUUGUAG